GCUCAUGCGCAGGCUUUAUCAUAUUCAUAUGCUUCAGUAAUAAUAAUAUAAUAGUCGUGACAUGGAGCAUAUGUACGUAAGCCCAUACGAUGUUGACUUUUUCAUCAUCAAGAGCCACUGUCAGCGUCCUUUUCCUUUCGAUGACGGUUUUUCUUUUAGCCAAUGCUACUCGGAAAGGUUCAGCAGUGCAGUCCAUCUUCUUAAAGCAAUAGUUUUUCCAUACUAUCCUACAGGGUCUGGUCAAGCUUUAUUCCGAGCUCUAUCGUUUGGCAUCUCUUCUGCUCCUCUUAAAGUGAUGUGUAUGCUGCAUAAACUAACUGUUCAAGCCUAACCUCAAUGACUGCCUUUGAAACUUUUGGAAUUGUGUCACAGUCAUCCGUCGUCCCCUAUAUUACCUCUUUCGCUCCCCACUAGCUCUUUCUUUUGAUCUUUGAAGAAAUAAUGACACCAGACGAGAUUGUUCUUCAACUUAAAAGAAAAGGAACAUUUGAUCAACUACGAAAACAUUUACUCUCAGAAUUUCAACAACAGAAUGAAGGACAAAAGUUCCUGGAAAAUGUGACCAGCUUCAUGCAAGAAAAGAUUAGCAAAGAUCCUUCGCUUUUAGAUAAAGAAAGAUCCACGUUCCAAAGUUUAAUGAUGAACGAAUUAGAAAAAGCUGGUAUGUUCCAGUCCGUUCAUGAACAAAUUCGCGGAACAUUAUUACAGCAAAAGUAUUACCAAGACCAGGUUGACGAACAAUUGAGAUUGGUACUGGACGCAUCCAAAGACGAAUAAGUAAAAAAGUAUUUCAUAUACCCUUAUAUUUACUACAUCCCUCCGUCUUUCUCACAGAACUUGAGUUAUUAAAGUAACUAUGAUGAAAAUAAUAAAUGGGUGAGGGAGCUGGACUCCUUACUAAUUAU
Zychaea mexicana is the source of this 905-nucleotide messenger RNA. Its product is annotated as complex proteins associated with Set1p component shg1-domain-containing protein. The transcript is spliced from 3 exons. The record is from RefSeq and is a predicted model, not a curated record. Bases 442 to 777 code for a protein of 111 amino acids. NCBI's taxonomy places the organism in Eukaryota, Fungi, Mucoromycota, Mucoromycetes, Mucorales, Lichtheimiaceae.